Penicillium brevicompactum is the source of this 2649-nucleotide messenger RNA. Its product is annotated as MIF4G domain-containing protein. Lineage: Eukaryota; Fungi; Ascomycota; Eurotiomycetes; Eurotiales; Aspergillaceae. The transcript is spliced from 2 exons. The record is from RefSeq and is a predicted model, not a curated record. The coding region runs from base 1 to 2649 and encodes 882 amino acids. Gene Ontology annotation, molecular function: protein binding; RNA binding. Gene Ontology annotation, biological process: ribosomal small subunit biogenesis. Gene Ontology annotation, cellular component: nucleolus.
AUGCCACGCCCUCGGCAUAAUACAACUGCCUUGCCGCGGCAUCUUCGGUCUGAGCUAGGAAUUCGCGAUACCUAUGGCGACAAGAAGCGCCGUCAGAACGGACCUGCUUCGCGCAAAGAACGCCGCCAAAAUGAGCGUACCGAGAAGAAAUCACGACAUGCAGCGCCACCACCCAAGAGGAACUUCCAGCAGCAUCAGCAUCAAUCUAGAGUUGCCAGAACUAAGGGACAGGAGGACGACUCGGACGACAUGGACAUCGAUGAGAGACCACCGCAGAAGAAGUCAAAAUCUAUAAAAGAGACCGCUGAGAAACCGAAGUCGAUCUUGAAGAAAGCGCCAGCUCAAUCCGAAUCUGAGCGCGAGUCCGGAUCUGAGCUCGAGUCAGAAAUCGAUCUCAACGAGGACGACGACGAAGACGAAGACGAAGACACCGAGGACGAUGAAGAGGAUGACGAUGAAGACGAAGACGAAGACGAAUCAGACGAAGAGAUCUACGAUGACCAACCCAAAGCGGACGAACCUCAUAUCUCAGGGUCUGUGAAGUCUAAAUUGGCACAAGACGAUGCAGAGAUCGCCGCGUUGGAGAAAAAGCUUGGCCUCAAGAAAGGCAACAAACUGCCAAAGGCCUUUGAAGAUGAUGGGCUGGACGAUCUACUGGGAGACUUGGGCGGUGGUGGAGCCGAUGCCUCAGAAGAUGAAAGUCGCAAGCGCAAGCGAGAAGCAGACGACUGGCUUGAAGCUAAGAGACAGAAGGCUAGAGCCCAGCAAGCACAGGCUCCGAAACAGGACGACAGUGAAAUGGACAGCGACGAAGAUGUGGAUCUUGAUGAGCAGAUUUUUGGAAGCGACGACGACGAAGCCGCUGAUGACAGUGACUUUGACGGGUUUGAUGAGGAGGCCAAGGCACCAAAAGUGAAGGAAAACCCAUACAUUGCCCCGGUCACAAAGACAGAGCCCACUGCUCAGAAAUACAUUCCACCCUCAUUAAGAGGUCGCCAGGACCCAGAAAGUGAGAGCCUUACUAGGCUCAAACGCCAGGCUCAGGGCCAGCUGAACAAGUUGUCUGAAGCUAAUAUGCUCUCGAUUGUUGCGGAGUUUGAAAAGCUAUACCGUGACUACCCUCGACAGCACGUUACAUCUACCCUCAUCAACUUGUUAAUGGGUCUCAUCUGCGAAAGAGCCGCUCUGAACGACACCUUCCUCAUUCUGCACGCUGGAUUCAUCUCAGCAUUGUACAAGCUGUUGGGAAUGGAUUUCGGUGCAGAAAUUGUACAAACCGUUGUUGAAACUUUGGAUGCCGGUGGAGACGAACGUGGAAAGUUCGAAGGAAAAGAGAUCCUCAAUUUGGUGUCUCUCCUCUCGCAGCUGUACAACUUCCAUGUCAUUGGCAGCUCGUUGAUGUUCGAUUACGUCCGUUUGUUCGUGCAAGAAAUCAACGAAGCCAACACCGAGCUACUCCUCAAGGUCAUUCGGAACUCCGGCCCCCAGCUCCGCCUUGAUGACCCCUCCGCGCUGAAGGACAUUGUACUCCUCAUUCAGCCCGCGGUAGCUAAUGUCGGGGAGGCAUCUCUUUCCGUCCGAACCAAAUUCAUGAUCGACACAAUCACAGACCUGAAAAACAACCGCUCAAAGUCCGCAGCAGCGGCUGGAGCCGGCAUCACUACCGAACACAUCACUAAAAUGCGUAAGAUUCUGGGCUCCUUGAACAACUCCCGUGUCAUCCGUGCAUCCGAGCCCAUCAACAUCUCUCGUGACGACAUUCACAACUCUUCCAAGAAGGGUAAAUGGUGGUUGGUCGGUGCAAGCUGGAAGGAAGAUCCUCUUGUUGCCGCCCAGCGUGAAAUGGCGAGUGAUCCAACCCAACAAGCACCGGUUCAGGAUGAUGAAAGCGAUGCUGAACCCGAUUUUGGAGACCUUGCCAAGGCCCACCGCAUGAACACCGACGUCCGUCGCUCAAUCUUCGUUGCUAUCAUGUCUGCCAAUGACUUCCAGGAUGCGCAUGUCCGGCUCAUGAAGUUGCGUUUGAAGCGUGCUCAAGAAUUCGAGAUCCCCCGUGUUCUUCUUCACUGUGCCAUGGAGGAGCAAGCUCAUAACCCAUACUACUCUCUCAUCGCACGCCGCAUUUGCGGUGACAUGGGUCGUCGCAUCAAGAUGUCCUUCAUGUUUGCUCUUUGGAACAUUUUCAAGAAGAUGGGUGAGCGUGGCGACAUGGAUGAGGAGGAGGACGUGGACCCCGAUGACCCAGAAAACGGUGUCAGCAUGAAAUCUGUGGUCAACCUUGCGAAGAUGUUCAGCUAUCUGAUUGCGGAUGGUAGCUUGACACUGGGCAUUCUAAAGAACCUCAACUUCGCAUACCUGCAGCCUAAGACGAAAACAUUUGUGGAGGUUUUGAUUAUCACUAUCAUCCAACAGUCCCAGAAGUCAAAGAAGAAGAAGUCCAAGAAGUCGAAGGUGGAAGAGCCCAAGGAUGAAGAAGCACUGAUGCAAAUCUUCUUGCGCGUCAAAGAAACUCCCCAGAUCGCCAAGGGUCUGAUCUACUUCGUGCGCAAGGUUGUCGCCAAGAGUGACAUUGUUUCCGACGAUGAUCAAAAGUUGGUCCGGUGGGGUUGCAAUGUCGCCGCGGAUGCCCUCAAAGCUGUGUCGGACUAG